AGCUGAGAUGCCUGAGUCUCCUCUCAGUCCCACGGCAUCCCGUCAAACCCCAGCCCGCAGCCUCCUCAGUCACACAGAGAACGGCGCAGGGGAGAGAGUGGCUAAUGGGGACUCCUGCAGUGGAGUGAGUGCUGAAAACUGGCAGAGUCUCCACCAUAAACAGGUCUUCCUGGCUAUGAUGGCUCCUCAACAGAUGCAGCAGCUUCUGUCCCCCAACCAGCUGCAGGCUCUGAUCCACCAGAAACAGCAGGCCCUUCUGCUUCAGCAGCAGCAUCUGAAAGAGUUUUACAAGAAGCAACAACAGCAGAUUCAGCUGCUUCAGCAGCAGUCAAACAAGAAAAUCAAAGAGCUCCCUGCGCAGCAGCUCAUAUUCCAACAACUCCUCCAACUCCAGCAGCAGCAGCAGCAGCAGCUCGCACGGACGCAGAGACCAGCAAUGUCCUCUCCUACUCUAUCUCCAGGCCACUCAUCAGCUUGCCUCAGCCUCGCAGAGAUGCAGCAGAUAUGGAAAGAGGUCAUAUUUGGAAUAACUGAAGAUAAAACCACAAUAACGAGCAGCCAGGACUCCUCUGCCCACAAAAUAAUGUCAACAAAAGCUACAGGGAGACAGAGCGGUGACCAACAGCCUCCGCCUCCUCACAGGGCUGAAUGUGUUAAAGUUGAUCACGUCGCCUCGCACGUCCUCUUUGGUCACGGUGUGUGUAAUUGGCCUGGAUGCGAGUCACUCUGUGAAAACUUCAGCCACUUUAUCAAGCACAUAAGCAGUGAACACACUCUGGAUGACAGGAGCACGGCCCAGUGCAGAGUCCAGAUGCAGGUGGUUCAGCAGCUCGAGCUUCAGCUCUGCAAAGAACGGGAGCGCUUGCGGGCGAUGGCGGCUCACCUGCGCCUGCCGUCCUCGGAGGCUCGGUCCCUCUCGGCCCCCGCCAGCUCGCUGCAGCCUGAUGGGGCUGCCGACCUCCGCGACCUGCAGGUAGACAGCGAGCAUCACCCUAUAAUUAACAAUAAUUGGCUUCCUUCUUAUUGCGAUAUUAGUGGAAUCUUCUCUGAGGAGGCGCAUCUAAUCGCUCUGUUACACUCAGUUAAAAGAUUCUCCCACUCUGUUUUGGUUCUCUGUCAGUCUUUGCGCUGUCCCUUUGUCGACUUGGAUGGUCUUGCUUUUGUUUGCUCUCAGCUCAGCUCCAUCACAGCGACCAACCGCUCGCCCUCUCUGAGCCCGUCAGACUCUGCCCGAGUGUCGCCCCAGCCUCCAGGGACUCCACCCCAGAGGGGUGAAGAAGAGUCUCCCACUCACGCGUCGUGUGCCGGGGCCAUAAGACGCCGUCACCACCCGCUGGUCUGCGCUCUGUCUUCAGAAAAUGAAUUUGAGCUUUACAAGAACACUGAUAUCAGACCUCCUUUCACCUACGCUAUACUGAUCCGACAGGCUAUCAUGGAAGCAUCAGACAUGCAGCUGACGCUCAACGAGAUAUACAACUGGUUCACGAGGACGUUCGCUUAUUUCAGACGUAACGCUGCCACGUGGAAGAACGCAGUUCGCCACAACCUGAGCCUGCACAAGUGUUUCGUGCGCGUGGAGAAUGUGAAAGGAGCCGUGUGGACGGUUGAUGAGGUUGAAUUCCAGAGGAGAAGAUCUCAGAAAAUCACGGGGAGCCCGUCACUCAUGAAAAAUGUGUCUUUCGGGACUGUUGCAAAUGUGAGUUUACAGGCAGCGCUAUCAGAGACAUCCUACAAGAAGGAGAGUUUAAGCAGAAGCUCGAGGGGUCAAAUAAGGGAGAACAAAGCAGCGGAAAGCAACAAAAACCUCCACUUUUCUGCACAAGUCCAGCAGCCAUUUUUCCUUAAAGACGAAGAGCUGAACGACCAUGAAUGCAUGAUGCCGAUGGUGAAGUCGGACAGUCUGCAGCACAUGAUGGAAAAUGACGAAGAGCAUUUGUUUGACCUGGAAUGACCCCUGACGGUGCGAGUACAAUCUAUUCUUCCAGACAUUCUCACCAAAACAAAGGUAUCGGAGGCUUUUCCUUCUGGAUAUUUGAGUGGCUUUAACAGUUCUGAAUAUAAGACGUGUGAUUAAAAUGUAUCUGGAGGUGUUGCUGUUUAGUCCCAUUUAUAGUCCCUCUAUAGGACAGUCCUUUCGUUCUUUUUCAAGGGAAAAGCUGCCAAAUAAAAUUGCAUCAGACAAACAUGAAUAUACAAAGUCAAGUGAUAUCUAAAAAAAAAGCAUGUGCAGUCAAAAGUACAGCUGGAGAAAACAGGAUGAACUGUCGUGUUUUAAUUAAAUCCAUCUUAAAGGCCAAAGUGAACGAUUCCCAGAGUUAUUUAUUAUGCCAUCGAUGUGAUGUUUGAUGUUGUUUGAUAUGUGAUAGAAUAAAAUGAAGAUAUGUGUCAUUAAAACAGUUGAAUAUGUACAUUGUGCACCGUUCCGACUGAAGAGGAGUGUCUUUCUAUGUUUUUACUUCUAUUUAAGAAUCAUAUCAGUAUGUGUUAUCUUUGUCUUUCCUUUAUUCCAGUCCACUGAACUCAGACAUGUUAUAAUAUUGAGAGUAGGUGCUCAUGCCAGAGUCCUUCUGUUUGUAGUUGCGUGUCCAAUGUCUGUUACUACAGUGUAAUAAAUAUAUGUAAACCUGUUUAAUGUUGGAUUUAUUACCGUGUUGUGCAAUGUUAAGUUAUCCAGUAUGUUUUUCUGCUUAUCUACUUACUCAGUCUGUAUGUUGGCUAUUUUAAUGAUUUUUACAAAGAAUAAACGA
Molecule: messenger RNA, 2747 nt
Organism: Mugil cephalus (flathead mullet)
Lineage: Eukaryota; Metazoa; Chordata; Actinopteri; Mugiliformes; Mugilidae
Product: forkhead box protein P2-like
Exons: 15
Coding region: 8-1951 (647 amino acids)
Biological process (GO): regulation of transcription by RNA polymerase II
Cellular component (GO): nucleus
Molecular function (GO): DNA-binding transcription repressor activity, RNA polymerase II-specific; RNA polymerase II cis-regulatory region sequence-specific DNA binding
Source: RefSeq, a predicted model, not a curated record